Molecule: messenger RNA, 618 nt
Organism: Acanthamoeba castellanii str. Neff
Lineage: Eukaryota; Discosea; Longamoebia; Acanthamoebidae
Exons: 1
Coding region: 1-618 (205 amino acids)
Source: RefSeq, a predicted model, not a curated record
AUGAAGUAUUAUACCAGCCUUCUCGCUUGCUUCGCGCUGCUCUUGGCUACCACCGCAGUCGGCGCCAUCUCUCCGGCAACACUCCGAACCGUGGAGGCUGAGCUGGGGUGCCGGAGGUCCUUCGCAGCCAACAAUUGUGAGUUCUGGGUCGAUGGCGCGGCCAGAACGAAGGUCGGCUACCAGGGCUGGAGCGAGGCCGGGCUGCAUUCGGAGGUAAUCACCAAAACGGCCGACCCCCCCACGGAGUUGAUCAUCGGGCAAGUGGUCGGAGCCCAGAACUUGAGCACCUCAAGCCAAGCGAACACGACCGUCGACAUCUUCGUGCGCGGCACGUUCGACCAGACCAGCGGCCGAUGGCUGCUUGACUCCUUGUGCCAGCGAAGGCAACCGCCGCAGGGUACCAUGUCGCCGGACCUCGAACCCCAGACCCUGGCCUUCGUCAUGAAGCGGACCAGGGACGACGUGUGCCUGUGGCUGACGGACGCCGGCCAAGCCCCCUUCAUCGUGGAGGCCGUCUUCGUGCCUCCAGUCUACCCCGAGUUCGUGGGACGCAAGCAGUUCGUGUGGGCCAAUCAGCGAGUCUCCCUCUUCAACCAGAAGCGCGCCUGUGUCUCGUGA